This is a messenger RNA of Ogataea parapolymorpha DL-1, 1236 nucleotides long. RefSeq lists its product as uncharacterized. NCBI's taxonomy places the organism in Eukaryota, Fungi, Ascomycota, Pichiomycetes, Pichiales, Pichiaceae. The transcript has a single exon. Gene Ontology annotation, molecular function: ATP binding; calcium/calmodulin-dependent protein kinase activity. The record is from RefSeq and is a predicted model, not a curated record. Gene Ontology annotation, biological process: protein phosphorylation; cellular response to oxidative stress. Bases 1 to 1236 code for a protein of 411 amino acids.
AUGGACAGACUGUUUGACAAAUUCCCGCACUCCGACAAGAAAAGACAGUACGAGUUUCUGGAAACGCUUGGAGCAGGCUCGUUUGGCACUGUGCGAAGAGCAGUGGUGAAGAAAACAGGAAAGCCCGUGGCCGUCAAGAUCAUUCUCAAGUCUCGGCUCAAGGGCCAUCUGGACGCCGUUCUGCGCGAAAUCAAAGUUCUCGAGACUAUCCAGCACGACCACAUCGUCCGGUUGUUGGACUGGUUCGAAACAAAGCACAAUUUCUACAUCGUGACCCAGCUGGCUACUGGAGGCGAGUUGUUCGACAGGCUUAUCAAGAAGACCUCCUUCACAGAGUCCGACGCCUGCAACAUCGUUUACCAGCUGCUCACAGCCAUUGAUUACUUGCACAGCCACGGCAUUGUCCACAGAGACAUCAAGCCAGAAAACGUGCUAUAUCUCACGCCGGACGACCAAUCGCCCGUGGUGCUUGCGGACUUUGGUGUCUCGAGACAGCUGGAAGAGGAGGCCACGGAGAAAAUCACCGGCGUGGCAGGCUCGUACGGCUACAUUGCUCCCGAGAUCUACGCAUCCGAGGGCUACGGCGAGCUGUAUGGGCUGGGAAAAGGCGGCUACACCAGGUCCUGCGAUAUAUGGUCUUUGGGUAUCGUUACGUUCAUUCUGAUAGGUGGCUACUCGCCGAUCCGGGCCGAGACGCCAGAGGAGUUCCUCGACGAGGUGCGCAGCAACAAUUUCGUGGUUUUCCACCACAAGUAUUGGCAGCAUAUUUCCGACAACGCAAAAGAUUUCAUUCUCAAGAGUCUGGACAUCGACAACCGUCGCAGGCCUUCCGCGGCCCAGCUUUUGCAACAUCCGUGGAUUCUCUCGCACCUGGCCAAGCAGAAGCCCGAAAACGAGGCCAACAUCAUCGGAAACAUCCGCGAGGGCUUCAAUGCUCAAGACAAGCUGCGCAAGGCAUUCCGACUUGUGCUUAUCCGCAACAAGCUCCAGAAACUGCACGAGCUGCGCGAGGCGACCGACUCGAGUUUCGAGGAAGGAGAGGAGGAUUUCAUUUUCCAUGGCAACUCGACCGACUCGCAGCUAAUGGAGAACUUCGACAAGAUGAACAUCAAGAAACAGCAGCCUGACCCGCAGAAAAUCAAGAGCGAGACACUGCAGGCCACGUUCCACAACAUUGUCAAGGCAGCGCAGAUCAGCAAGGACGAGAUCCGCAGAUACCAGGAGGAACAGGGAUAG